This is a messenger RNA of Monopterus albus (swamp eel), 2001 nucleotides long. It is a transcript of the gene pyroxd1, whose product is annotated as pyridine nucleotide-disulphide oxidoreductase domain 1. Bases 261 to 1760 code for a protein of 499 amino acids. NCBI's taxonomy places the organism in Eukaryota, Metazoa, Chordata, Actinopteri, Synbranchiformes, Synbranchidae. Gene Ontology annotation, molecular function: oxidoreductase activity. The transcript is spliced from 13 exons. The record is from RefSeq and is a predicted model, not a curated record.
GCUUGCCGUAGUUAAUUGUAAAUACGGAAGGUUAUGUUGCUUCAGUGCUGUUGUUGUCGUGCUAAGGAUUUUUUUUGUCUUCUGGCUAUUACAAAAAUUUUGAUACUCUUACUAGCUAUUUGUUGGGUCUUAAAUAUUUAUCUUCGUCUACGUACUAAAGGAAAGGGAAGGGUCGGAGAAGUAUUUGAAAUAUUAAACCACAUUCUGGUGUCGGGAAAUGCAAGGGAGCUAAUAUUAGCUACAUACUAUUAGUUUAAGGAAUGGCACAUAAAAAAGAGAAAACAUUUCAGUUUGUGAUCGUGGGAGGUGGCAUUGCGGGUGUGACAUGUGUUGAGCAGCUGUUAUCCCAGAUUCCGUCAGCUGACGUGGCUCUAAUUACAGCAAGUCCCCACAUCAAGGCAGUAACCAACUAUAAACAGGUGUCGAAGACAUUGGAAAAGUUUGAUGUAGAGGAACGACCAUCCAGUGUCUUGGAGGAGAAAUUUCCCAGCCUGACUGUCAUCCACUCUGCUGUCAAAUCACUUCACACACAAGCACAUUCUGUAGAAACAGCAGAUGGCUUGGUUUUUGGUUAUGAGAAGCUAUGUAUCUGCAGUGGAAGCAGACCCAAACUUCUAAUCUAUGACAACCCUUAUGUGCUGGGGAUACGGGACACAGACAGUGCCCAGGCAUUUCAGAAGUGUUUAUCCAAAGCAAAGCGAAUCGUUAUUGUUGGAAAUGGAGGAAUUGCCUUGGAAUUAGUGUAUGAGGUAGAGGGCUGCGAGGUGAUUUGGGCUGUGAAGGACAAGGCCAUAGGAAACACCUUCUUUGAUGCAGGGGCGGCAGAGUUCCUCAUCCCAUCACUGGAGGCUGACAAAACAGAGAGUACUGCUUCCUGUAAAAGGCCUCGCUACACCACAGAGGAACCUGCACCUGGAGCCUCACAGACUGCAGAUAAAAAUUUGCAAGGGCAUGAUUCUGGUCCUACAGAAUUUGGCAGUGCCCUCGGUCCCGAUUGGCAUGAAGGAAUUGUUUUCCGAGGAGCAGAGCAGGUGUCCCGCAGAGUUACUAUGGAAUACCAAUGUGAGGUAGAAAAGCUCUUCACCUCUGAGGAGCUGCUUAAUUCCCCACAGCAAACACUCAAACCUGAGAAUGGGCAAUCCUGGCCAGUUUACAUCCAGCUGACCAAUGGCAAAACAUUUGGCUGUGAUUUUGUUGUGAGCGCCACUGGUGUGGUGCCAAACACGGAGCCAUUUCUCCAUGGCAACAACUUUGAACUUGCGGAUGACGGCGGGCUCCAAGUAGAUGACCACAUGAUGACAACAGAGCCAGAUGUCUAUGCGGCAGGAGACGUGUGCACUGCAUGCUGGGAACACAGCCCACUGUGGCAGCAGAUGCGUUUGUGGACGCAAGCCCGUCAGAUGGGCUGGUACGCGGGCCGCUGCAUGGCAGCAUACGUCCUGUCAGAACCAAUAGAACUGGACUUCUGCUUUGAGCUCUUCUCACAUAUUACCAAAUUCUUCAACUACAAGGUGGUGUUGCUGGGAAAGUUUAAUGGGCAGGGGCUGGGGCCCAACCAUGAGCUGCUGGUACGCUGCACUAAAGGGCAGGAGUAUGUCAAGGUUGUUCUCAGUGGGGGCAAGAUGGUGGGAGCAGUGCUGAUUGGGGAAACAGACCUGGAGGAGACCUUUGAGAACCUGAUCCUCAACCAGAUGGAUCUAACAAUGUAUGGAGAAGAGCUGCUCAACCCCAACAUUGAUAUAGAGGACUACUUUGAUUGAGCACCAGGUCUUUGAUUGGGACUUUUGAGAAUGUUGAGCACAGCAAACACAGACCCUUCAAAGUGGAAGAAACCAUACCUGAAGAAUGUCUAAGAGCAUGGGUUCUUUAUUGUCUGAAAUUCAAGCUAAUGGAGUGUUAUAAAGGAGCAUUUAUCUUUGUUUUAAUGCAUUUGUAAAUUAAAGGAUAUAAUAUUGCUUUAAAAUAAAUUAUUUUCAAAACCACAUACUAAAUUGGUAUUUU